AAGAAAGAAGAACUAAACCAAAAAAGAGGAUGGUGCACAGAUCUUGAAGCAGACUGUUUUAGUAUACCAUUUUGCGUGCUUUCAGAUCUAAAAGCUCAUCUCACUCUCUUUCCUUUCUCUCUCAUGUGACGUAAAGCUUAAAACACAAAAAAUAUAUAUCAAUAAAAUAAAAUAAAAAACAACAAAAAAAAAAAAAAAACAAAACAAAAAGGAAAACAAGAAGCUCCAUGACUGACAAUCUUGCACUCGUUGCAUCUACUCCACUCUCUCUCGAUCUCAAUCUCUCUGAGAUUCAGAGCCCCAGAAGACCCACAUUCAGUUUCGGACCAUUGAAGCCUUAGAAAGCGACAAACCGAAGCUCAGGGGUAGGUCGCUGGUUGGCUAGCUAGCUAUGGAAGCCUAGCCACUUCCCAGUUUCCAUGCCAUCAUCAUGAACCGGAACAAUGUCAGGGAAUCUCUAGUCGCUGGAAGGAAUACUCCGGCGGGUUCCCAUCACCGGCGAGGCCGCAGCUUGACUCUCACCGCCGGAAUUUCCAACAACUCCUCCGUCAACAGAGACGCCACCGCCGCCGAAGAGAACAGUUUGGAUCUCUUCUCCAAGAACCGCCGCAGCCUCUCUGUUACCUCUUCCGAUGAAUCCUCCGAUGUUUCGGUGAAAUUGGGGAGAUUAUCAGUGGGAUCCGCGAAAGUGACGAGGAAUACAAUUGAUGAUCUGCUCUCAUCCACAGAUGGAGGAAAGCAUGACUAUGAUUGGCUUCUCACUCCUCCUGGGACUCCAAUAUUUCCCUCGUCAGAGGGAAGUGAGUCUCAACCGACCUUAGCAGCUCCAAGAAGCAGUUCCUUAGCAAGAUCAGCUUCUGCUACUAAGGCUUCAAGGCUUUCAGUUUCACAAUCUGAGAGUUGUCAUUCCGCAAGACCUGCUAGAAGCAGUUCAGUGACUCGCUCUUCAAUUUCCACAUCACAUUAUAGUAGUUAUUCUUCAAACAGAUCCUCCUCGAUCCUCAAUACAAGCUCAGCUUCAGUUUCAUCUUAUACUAGACCAUCAUCGCCCAUUACCCGCUCCCCAUCUACAGCAAGAUCUUCCACUCCAUCAUCCCGUCCAACACUAUCACGACCCUCCACUCCUUCUAGAGCCCGUCCAUCCCCGACCAGCUCUUCCAUUGACAAAACUCGACCGGGACAAAGCUCAAGGCCAUCCACUCCUAGUUCUAGGCCACAAAUUCCUGCAAAUUUGAGUUCCCCAGUUGCGCGUUCAAACUCUCGUCCAUCUACUCCCACUCGCCGGAGUCCUGUAUCUUCUGUGUCCCCAGCUUCAGGUCCUUCGCUUUCAGCUGGCCGUGUCUUGUCAAAUGGUCGCAAUGCAACUCCAGCCUCCCGUCCAAGCUCUCCAGGCCCACGUGUUCGGCCUCCUCCUCAACCAGUUGUACCCCCUGAUUUUCCUCUUGAGACACCACCAAACCUCAGAACCACUUUACCAGAUAGGCCAGUUUCUGCUGGUAGGUCCCGACCUGGUGCUGCUGUCUCAGUGAAGGGGAAUUUAGAAAGCACAGCUACAUCUAGUAUACCAAGACGGCAUUCCUCACCCAUAGUCUCAAGGGGAAGACUCACAGAACCUUCUGGAAGGGCCCGUGUACAUGCUAAUGGGCACCUUUCUGAUGUUACUGAGACUCGGAAGGCCCAACAUGUCCCUGACAUGGCGAUGCGCAAACCUGUGAAGAGUUCAACAACUGCUACAGAGAGCACCGGAUUUGGAAGAACUAUCUCAAAGAAAUCUCUGGAUAUGGCUAUCAGGCAUAUGGAUAUAAGAAGUGGCGCAGGGAACAUUCGACAACUUUCUGGCACCACUCUCUUCCCUCAGAGCAUUCGAUCUGCUACCCAAAAGGCUCAGUCUGUUCGUGGUCUGAGUGCUGCGGCACCUAUCAACGUCAAUGGAGGCCUGCACCACGAUAAUCACGGAAGCGUUUUAGAAAAUAGAAACAAUAUUGAUAGACAUGUAGAAAAUGGAACUGAAUCUGAUGUGGGAAGAUACUCUGCAAAACUGAGUGAAGUGGACAUUUACGAAAGCUCUCGAUACGAUGCAAUAUUGCUCAAAGAAGAUUUGAAGAACACAAACUGGCUGCAUAGUAUUGAUGACAAAACAGAUCAAGGUCCCAUCUUUGAUAAUGGAUUUGAGUCUCUACCCGAACCUUUUGGCCUCUUAUAACAUCUGGGAAGUGGGUUUUUUUUUUUUUUUUUUUUUUUUUUUUUUUUUUUUGUAUGUUGUUUAUUUUUGAAGUUAUUAGUUUCUAUAAAUUAUUUGGUUUCUUUAUAAAGAAUGGAAUGUGUCCAAUUGUGAUUCAAAUCAAGAAGAAAUGAAGAGGGAGUAUGUGUUUUUCUGCAGAGAAAAUCAAUGAAAUCUACUAUCUACGUUGUUGAUGUUGGGA
This is a messenger RNA of Ziziphus jujuba (common jujube), 2423 nucleotides long. RefSeq lists its product as uncharacterized. The coding region runs from base 431 to 2203 and encodes 590 amino acids. Gene Ontology annotation, biological process: cortical microtubule organization. The record is from RefSeq and is a predicted model, not a curated record. The transcript is spliced from 5 exons. Lineage: Eukaryota; Viridiplantae; Streptophyta; Magnoliopsida; Rosales; Rhamnaceae. Gene Ontology annotation, cellular component: cortical microtubule.